Messenger RNA from Dufourea novaeangliae, 1029 nucleotides. Its product is annotated as chromobox protein homolog 1-like. The record is from RefSeq and is a predicted model, not a curated record. The transcript is spliced from 4 exons. The coding region runs from base 285 to 836 and encodes 183 amino acids. Gene Ontology annotation, molecular function: chromatin binding. Gene Ontology annotation, cellular component: pericentric heterochromatin; nucleus. Gene Ontology annotation, biological process: negative regulation of transcription by RNA polymerase II; chromatin organization. Lineage: Eukaryota; Metazoa; Arthropoda; Insecta; Hymenoptera; Halictidae.
UUUUCGUCGUACUUUACUAUCGUUAUAAAGUAUUUUACAAAACAUUAAUUUUGUACAUACAGAAAUGUGUAAUUUAAUUUGUUUCUAAAAGACACGAUAUUUCCCAGUGACAAACAGAAAAUGUGGUUUGCAAAAUUUUCUACGUUGUUGGUCAACCUGCUAUUUUUCGCGGCAACACGGUAACAAGACGCUGAUGCAAAAGAAAGCCCGACGCCUCGCUUCUUCGUGCGUAUUGCUCUGGCGUUUUGUGAUUGUUCUGUAGUUGUUUCAGUAUUUGAAGCAAAAUGAGCAAAGGUAAGGAAUCAUCUGCUGCAGAGACUGAUGGAGGAGAAGAGUUCAGCGUUGAAAAAGUUUUGGACAGAAGAGUGGUAAAAGGAAAGGUUGAGUAUUUCCUAAAAUGGAAAGGAUAUUCCAAUGAAGAAAAUACAUGGGAACCAGAAGAAAAUCUGGAUUGUCCAGAUUUAAUUGCACAGUUUGAAGAACAACGUAAAAAGAAAGAAGCUGCAGCAGCUGGUAAACGACAUGAGGAUAAAGAACAAAAGAAACGAAAGAGUACACCCAUACCUACAAAUACUAAAAAGAGAAUAACAGAAGAAAAGAAACCUGAAGGCUUUGACAGAAACUUAGAACCAGAAAGAAUUAUUGGUGCAACAGAUUCAAGUGGGGAACUCAUGUUUUUGAUGAAGUGGAAGGGAACAGAUGAUGCAGACUUAGUCCCUGCUAGAAUUGCUAAUGAAAAAUGUCCACAGAUUGUAAUAAAGUUUUAUGAAGAACGACUGACAUGGCACAGUCCUACUCAUGAUGAAGAAAGUUCUACAAAAGCUGAUCCAGAGUAGCGUCCAGCCUUCCGGUAUGCGUACACAGUGCGCUUCAGAAUUUGCCGCAUAUAAGAAAACAACUAGUGUGUACAAACUGAAAUUUCAAAGAUUUUGUUGGUCAUUGCACAGUAACAAUAAUGUGAAUUUGUUUUUUUUUUUUUACAAUUAUUGGUACAACAGACAAGUGUCACUACAUAUGUGUAUCACUAUU